AUGGCUUCUUUGGUACGCUCACCACCGCCUGUCAUGGACACCUCCGGCAAGAUCUUUGCUCAGGACGAUGAGUUCUGGGACAACUAUUCCCGGGGGCGUCCACAGGUCCCAGAAACCUUCUGGGACUGCAUAUUCGGCUACCACCAGAGCAAAGGCGGCGUUUUCGGCACCGUCCACGAUGUAGGCGCCGGCAACGGGCCCUACGCCCAGCGACUAUGCUCUCGCUUCGCCAACGUCAUAGUGUCGGACAUCGUGGCCGAGAACAUUCGCCUCGCGCGUGAACGUCUCAAGGACCAGCAAGGAUUCAGUUUCCGAAUAUCUGCGCUGGAAGAAGCCGACGACAUCCCGGCCGGCAGCGUGGACAUGGUGUUUGCGACCAACGUGAUGCAUUUUGCAGAGCCUCAGCAUGAUGCCAUGGCAGGCAUUGCACGCCAGCUGCGUCCGGGUGGCACGUUUGUAGCAUCACUUUUUGGUCCUGCACGCUUUCGGGACGCGAAAAUCCAGAAUCUGUGGGAACGAGUCAGUCACCAGGGCGGCAGGGAGCUUCUCAAAGUGUCUGAUGAUCCGGACCAGAUCAUCAAGGUCAUGGCGCGGACCGAAGGCACCUACAACGUUGCCCCACUUGAUGAAGAGCUUUUCGGCGACAGGAUACGGAUCUAUGUGAACAUGGAACAUGGCGGCAUCCAAGGCAUGUUGCCCCCAGAACUCGCACACCGAAACACUGAGCCCGACUACGCCGUGGGCGACACCAAGAGGGUUGAGAAAAUGGAUGGAUGGACAUUCCAAACCGAUCUGGCAGGCGUUAAGGAGCAUUUUGGGUCGUUUCCUUUCAUUUCGCGGUUUCCCGACGCGUUCACGGACUUGUACAAGGAGUUGGAGGAGUUACUUGCGGACGGGAGGACUGUCGAAGGAUAUUUCCCUGUCUCCAUAAUCCUAGGAACAAAGAAAUAA
Molecule: messenger RNA, 951 nt
Organism: Aspergillus udagawae
Lineage: Eukaryota; Fungi; Ascomycota; Eurotiomycetes; Eurotiales; Aspergillaceae
Product: class I SAM-dependent methyltransferase
Exons: 1
Coding region: 1-951 (316 amino acids)
Molecular function (GO): S-adenosylmethionine-dependent methyltransferase activity
Source: RefSeq, a predicted model, not a curated record